AUGGCCUUCUGGGUAGUGUUUGUUUUUCCCAAGAAGGAACAACUACUUUUAGAUUUCUCUUCUGGCAUAGAUUGCAUGAUAAUAGAUUUUGGCAACACAUCAGUGGUAGAGGAAAUUUUUCACGGCCGAAAGGCGACUUGCGGGGCGCGCUCGCCGCGGUGGACCCGUACGCUUCCUCUCGGGGACCCUUCACGCACUCGCGCGGCCUCGCCGUCCCUCGGGAGCCGGCGGGACCCCCGGCCGGCAGGGAGCGCCGGCGGUGGCACCAUGAGGCGGCCGUGGAGCGCGCUGCUGCUUGGCGCCCUGCUCUGCUCACACGGCCUGGCCAGCAGCCCCGAGUGUGCCUGUGGUCGGAGCCACUUCACGUGUGCGGUGAGUGCCCUGGGCGAGUGCACCUGCAUCCCCGCCCAGUGGCAGUGCGACGGAGACAACGACUGUGGGGACCACAGUGACGAGGACGGCUGCAUGCUGCCCACCUGCUCCCCGCUGGACUUCCACUGUGACAACGGCAAGUGCAUCCGCCGCUCCUGGGUGUGCGAUGGGGACAACGACUGUGAGGACGACUCGGACGAGCAGGACUGUCCGCCCCGGGAGUGUGAGGAGGAUGAGUUCCCCUGCCAGAACGGCUACUGCAUCCGAAGCCUGUGGCACUGUGACGGUGACAAUGACUGCGGUGACAACAGCGACGAGCAGUGUGACAUGCGCAAGUGCUCGGACAAGGAAUUCCGCUGUAGCGACGGGAGCUGCAUCGCUGAGCACUGGUACUGUGACGGUGACACCGACUGCAAAGAUGGCUCUGACGAGGAAAGCUGUCCUUCGGCAGUGCCAGCACCCCCCUGCAACCUGGAGGAGUUCCAGUGUGCCUACGGCCGCUGCAUCCUCGACAUCUACCACUGUGACGGCGACGAUGACUGUGGAGACUGGUCGGACGAGUCUGACUGCUCCUCCCACCAGCCCUGCCGCUCCGGGGAGUUCAUGUGCGACAGUGGCCUGUGCAUCAACGCAGGCUGGCACUGUGAUGGAGACACCGACUGUGACGACCAGUCCGAUGAACGCAACUGUACCACCUCUAUGUGUACGGCGGAGCAGUUCCGCUGUCGGUCUGGCCGCUGCGUCCGCCUGUCCUGGCGUUGCGAUGGGGAAGACGACUGUGCAGACAACAGCGAUGAAGAGAACUGUGAGAACACAGGAAGCCCGCAGUGUGCCUCAGACCAGUUCUUGUGUUGGAACGGGCGCUGCAUUGGGCAGAGGAAGCUGUGUAACGGGGUGGACGACUGUGGGGACGGCAGUGACGAGAGCCCGCAGCAGCACUGCCGGCCUCGGACGGGUGAAGAGAACUGCAAUGUUAACAACGGCGGCUGUGCCCAGAAGUGCCAGAUGGUGCGGGGGGCAGUGCAGUGUACCUGCCAUACCGGCUACCGGCUCACCGAGGACGGGCGCUUGUGCCAGGAUGUGAAUGAAUGUGCCGAGGAGGGGUACUGUAGCCAGGGCUGCAGCAACAGCGAAGGAGCUUUCCAGUGCUGGUGUGAAGCAGGCUACGAGCUCCGGCCUGACCGGCGCAGCUGCAAGGCUCUGGGGCCGGAGCCCGUGCUGCUGUUCGCCAACCGCAUCGACAUCCGGCAGGUGCUGCCGCACCGCUCCGAGUACACGCUGCUGCUCAACAACCUGGAGAACGCCAUCGCCCUCGACUUCCACCACCGGCGCGAGCUAGUCUUCUGGUCGGACGUCACCCUGGACCGGAUCCUCCGGGCCAACCUCAAUGGCAGCAACGUGGAGGAGGUGGUGUCCACGGGGCUGGAGAGCCCAGGUGGCCUGGCUGUAGACUGGGUUCAUGACAAACUCUACUGGACCGACUCGGGGACGUCGAGGAUCGAGGUAGCCAACCUGGACGGGGCCCACCGGAAGGUGCUGCUGUGGCAAAACCUGGAGAAGCCCCGUGCCAUUGCCCUGCACCCCAUGGAAGGGACCAUAUACUGGACAGACUGGGGCAACACCCCCCGCAUCGAGGCCUCCAGCAUGGAUGGCUCUGGGCGCCGCAUCAUUGCUGACACCCAUCUCUUCUGGCCCAAUGGCCUCACCAUUGACUAUGCCGGACGCCGCAUGUACUGGGUGGAUGCUAAGCAUCAUGUCAUCGAGAGGGCCAAUCUGGACGGGAGUCAUCGCAAGGCUGUCAUUAGCCAGGGCCUCCCACAUCCUUUUGCCAUUACGGUGUUUGAAGACAGCCUGUACUGGACAGACUGGCACACCAAAAGCAUCAACAGUGCCAACAAAUUUACUGGCAAGAACCAGGAGAUCAUUCGCAACAAACUCCACUUCCCUAUGGACAUCCACACCUUGCAUCCCCAGCGCCAGCCUGCAGGGAAAAACCGCUGUGGGGACAACAAUGGAGGCUGCACCCACCUGUGUCUUCCCAGUGGCCAGAACUACACCUGUGCCUGCCCCACCGGCUUCCGCAAGAUCAGCAGCCACGCCUGUGCCCAGAGUCUUGACAAGUUCCUGCUUUUUGCCCGAAGGAUGGACAUCCGUCGGAUCAGCUUCGACACAGAGGACCUGUCCGACGAUGUCAUCCCACUGGCUGACGUGCGCAGUGCUGUGGCCCUUGACUGGGACUCCCGGGAUGACCAUGUGUACUGGACAGACGUCAGCACUGACACCAUCAGUAGGGCCAAGUGGGAUGGAACAGGACAGGAGGUGGUAGUGGAUACCAGUUUGGAGAGCCCAGCAGGCCUGGCCAUUGACUGGGUCACCAACAAGCUGUACUGGACAGAUGCGGGGACGGACCGGAUUGAAGUGGCAAACCCAGACGGCAGCAUGAGGACCGUCCUCAUCUGGGAGAACCUUGACCGUCCCCGGGACAUCGUAGUGGAACCCAUGGGCGGGUACAUGUACUGGACUGACUGGGGUGCCAGCCCCAAGAUUGAGCGAGCUGGCAUGGAUGCCUCAGGUCGCCAGGUCAUCAUCUCUUCUAAUCUGACCUGGCCUAACGGACUAGCCAUUGACUAUGGGUCCCAACGGCUGUACUGGGCUGAUGCCGGCAUGAAGACCAUUGAAUUCGCUGGGCUGGACGGCAGCAAGAGGAAGGUGCUGAUCGGAAGCCAGCUCCCCCACCCCUUUGGGCUGACCCUCUAUGGCGAGCGCAUCUACUGGACUGACUGGCAGACCAAGAGUAUCCAGAGCGCCGACCGACUUACGGGGCUAGAUCGGGAGACCCUGCAGGAGAAUUUGGAGAACCUUAUGGACAUCCACGUCUUCCACCGCCAGCGGCCCCCCGUGUCCACGCCAUGUGCUGUGGGGAACGGCGGCUGCAGCCACCUGUGUCUUCGGUCCCCAGCUCCGAGCGGCUUCAGCUGUACCUGCCCCACGGGCAUCAACCUGAUGCCUGAUGGCAAGACCUGUUCACCAGGCAUGAACAGUUUCCUCAUCUUCGCCAGGAGGAUAGACAUACGAAUGGUCUCCUUAGACAUCCCUUACUUUGCUGAUGUGGUGGUCCCGGUCAACAUCACCAUGAAGAACACCAUUGCCAUCGGAGUGGACCCCCAGGAAGGAAAAGUGUACUGGUCAGACAGCACGCUGCACAGGAUCAGCCGUGCCAAUCUGGAUGGCUCGCUGCAUGAGGACAUCAUCACCACAGGGCUGCAGACCACAGAUGGGCUCGCAGUGGAUGCCAUUGGCCGCAAAGUAUACUGGACAGACACCGGCACCAACCGGAUUGAAGUGGGCAACCUGGAUGGGUCCAUGCGGAAAGUGCUGGUGUGGCAGAACCUCGACAGCCCCCGGGCCAUUGUCCUGUACCACGAGAUGGGGUUCAUGUACUGGACAGACUGGGGGGAGAACGCCAAGUUAGAACGGUCAGGAAUGGAUGGCUCGGACCGGACUGUGCUCAUCAACAACAACCUUGGAUGGCCCAAUGGACUGACCGUGGACAAGGCCAGCGCUCAGCUGCUCUGGGCUGAUGCUCACACAGAGCGAAUUGAGGCCGCGGACCUGAACGGUGCCCAUCGGCACACACUGGUGUCACCUGUGCAGCACCCAUAUGGCCUCACCCUGCUCGACAACUAUAUCUACUGGACUGACUGGCAGACACGCAGCAUCCAUCGUGCUGAUAAGGGUACUGGCAGCAAUGUCAUCCUGGUGAGGUCCAACCUCCCAGGCCUCAUGGACAUCCAGGCUGUGGACCGGACACAGCCACUGGGUUUUAACAAGUGCGGUGUGAGGAAUGGCGGCUGCUCCCACCUCUGCUUGCCUCGGCCCUCUGGCUUCUCCUGCGCAUGCCCCACUGGCAUCCAGCUGAAGGGCGAUGGGAAGACCUGCGACCCCUCUCCUGAGAUCUACCUGCUCUUCUCCAGCCGUGGCUCCAUCCGGCGGAUCUCGCUGGAUACCAGUGAUCACACGGACGUGCACAUCCCUGUCCCAGAGCUCAACAAUGUCAUUUCCCUGGACUACGACAGUGUGGAAGGGAAGGUCUAUUACACAGAUGUGUUCCUGGAUGUUAUCAGGCGAGCAGAUCUCAAUGGCAGCAACAUGGAGACAGUGGUCGGCCGUGGGCUGAAGACUACCGAUGGGCUGGCUGUGGACUGGGUGGCCAGGAACCUCUACUGGACAGACACGGGCCGAAACACCAUUGAGGCAUCGAGGCUAGAUGGUUCUUGUCGCAAAGUGCUGAUCAACAACAGCCUGGAUGAGCCUCGGGCCAUUGCUGUCUUCCCCAGGAAAGGAUACCUCUUCUGGACAGACUGGGGCCACAUAGCCAAGAUUGAGCGGGCGAACUUGGAUGGCUCUGAGCGGAAGGUUCUCAUCAGCACGGAGCUGGGGUGGCCCAAUGGCCUCACCCUAGACUACGACACCCGCAGGAUCUACUGGGUCGAUGCACACCUGGACCGGAUUGAGAGUGCUGACCUCAAUGGGAAGCUCCGGCAGAUCUUGGUCAGCCAGGUGUCGCAUCCCUUUGCACUCACUCAGCAGGACCGGUGGAUCUACUGGACAGACUGGCAGACCAAGUCAAUCCAGCGUGUUGACAAGUACUCAGGCCGGAACAAGGAGACAGUGUUGGCAAAUGUGGAAGGCCUCAUGGAUAUCAUUGUCGUCUCCCCUCAAAGGCAGACAGGGACCAAUGCCUGCGGUGUGAACAACGGUGGCUGCACCCACCUCUGCUUUGCCAGAGCCUCAGACUUCGUGUGCGCCUGUCCUGACGAGCCCGAUGGCCGGCCCUGCUCCCUUGUACCUGGCGUGGUACCCCCAGCUCCCAAGGCUACCAGCCAGAGUGAAAGGAGCCCCGUGCUCCCCAACACACUGCCAACUACCCUGCGUUCCUCCACCGCCAGGACUGCUCUGGAGGAUGUAGAAGGAAGGUGCUCUGAAAAGGAUGCUCAGCUGGGCCUCUGUGCACAUUCCAACGAGGCCGUGCCUGCUGCGCCAGGGGAAGGACUUCACGUCAGCUAUGUCAUCGGUGGGCUCCUCAGUGUUCUGCUGAUUUUGGUGGUGAUCGCAGCUUUGAUGCUGUACAGACACAAAAAAUCCAAGUUAACUGAUCCUGGCAUGGGGAACCUGACCUACAGUAACCCCUCCUACCGAACCUCCACUCAGGAAGUGAAAAUUGAAGCCAUCCCAAAACCAGCCAUGUACAAUCAACUAUGCUACAAGAAAGAGGCCGGGCCCGAACACAACUACACCAAGGAGAAGAUGAAGGUUGUAGAGGGGAUCUGCCUCCUGUCCGGGGAUGACGCCGAGUGGGAUGACCUCAAGCAAUUGCGCAGCUCCAGGGGGGGCCUGCUGCGGGAUCAUGUGUGCAUGAAGACAGACACAGUGUCCAUCCAGGCCAGCUCUGGCUCCCUGGACGACACGGAGACAGAGCAGCUCCUGCAGGAGGUGCAGUCCGAGUGCAGCAGCGUCCACACAGCCGCCACUCCAGAAAGACGGGGUUCUCUGCCAGACACGGGCUGGAAGCACGAACGCAAGCUCUCCUCGGAGAGCCAGGUCUAAAUGCCUCUGUCCCUUCCUUCCCUGCUGUUCCUUCUCCCGUAUGGAUUCCAGUCCUUGUGCUCGCUUAUACAACAAGCCCCUUCCGUGUGCUCGUCCCGGGCCCCUUCCCACCCCAUCAGUGCUCCUGAGCCUUCCCAGGGGCUGUUUCCACUUGAGCCCAUAACCACCUGUGCACAAGAAAAUGAUGGCGCAUCCGAGAAGGCAGACCUGGACUUUACCACGCACCUUGCUUCUUGACUCCAUUCUGAGCUCCCCUGAAAUCAGGCUUGGUAACAAGCCCAGUUCGGAGCAGAGCUCCAUCUCCCCUACUCCAGGGGCCCCCAGUGCCUGCUCCACAAGAGGUGGUGACCCAAGACUGCAUUCUCCCCCAUCAGAGCUGGCGUCUCAUGUCUCUGAGAGAACUGGCCCACCGGUGGCUGGGGUGGGGGGUCAUUGGGAAAGAGAUGAAGGAUAGAGGCGAGAGGAAGAGGGGAAGUCAGCCCAGCGGGCAUGGGCAUCCGGGAGAUCCUCCAGCCUCAGUGUGUUGGUAAUAUGACAGCGCUUUUAGGGACAGUUGGGCCUCGGCAGUCCUGUCCAUUGCUGGCAGUGGACAUUAAUCUGGUCCUGGGAGUCACUGUUUUCUCAGGGGCAGAUACUGGUGAGAUCUGGGUGUGCCUCACACUGGUCUUCCUCCUAUGGAGAUGUCUGAAGCCUAAUCUACCUUCAGACCUGGGGCCCCUCUUACAUGGCAGCUGGCUAAUAUGAACCUCUUCUAGUGUCACCACUGGCCAGUAUCUUUUCUAAGUCCUUGGUUCUAUGUAGCCAGCUUGUGAGCCAGUAGCUUGAGUUAAUGUGGGGGCCUUGAGGCUGAGUCUUUGCAAUGUCUAGGGAGCAUUGCUUAGGCCAAAUCACCUGAAUGUUCAUGUCCUGUCAUUCUCUUCUUCCUUGUUCUCCGGGAUUCUGAGUGUAGUGAUCUUGAAACAGCCUUUCAAAGAAGGCCAGACUUGGAAGGAGAGCAAUGAAGAACGGAGGCCCCCAGGGCCUGGAGGGAAGUAUCCGUGAGGUAGAACCUGUAUGUUCUCUCUCAGGUGCUCAGGGAUCUAAUGGACAAAGAGUGGCUCUGGGGCAGUGAGCCCAUUCCUGAGCUCCUCCCAGCCAAGUGACUUACUUCCGCGUGAAGGUGCUUCACUUGGCUCACGCUCAGCCACAGCAAGGCCAUGUGUCUCAUGCUGGGGUCAGGGAGUCGAAGCUUUGUUCUGUCCUAAGACGUCUACCUAGCUCUUCACCUUUAUUUUGGUUCCUAGUUUGCUUGUUUUGACCUAAUCUGGUGGCACCUGUGUGAGGAAGUCUAAACCACAAAGAUGCAAAGUGGUAGACCAGGAGUAGAAAGGGAGGGCACAGCACUGACGGGGCCCUUCCAGCCCAGGGAGGUCCAGGCCUCGUCCGCUGGGAACUAGAAACUGCUGAGAAUGGAGGGGAGUUUUCUAGUUUGCAACACUUUAUGUGGCAUUUGUAUUGAGAAGUCAGUUGCCAAACAUAUGAGUUGGAAAAUGAGGAAAAGAACUCCCUUUUCUGGCCUGUUCUGAAUGACUGUAGACAGGUGCCAAGCCCUCAGCCCUGCUCUCAGCAACCAGCCCAGGUCUGCACCUCCCAGCACAGCCAGGCCAAGAUGGCUCUUCCAGACAGAGUGGGAAAGGGGAGGUUCCACUUCCAGGCAGAAAGGGACCUUUCAGACUUGAUGGGGAAGUAGACCAAGGAGCACUUUCGGCCUCAGACUCAAGCUUGGAGAAGGGGAGAACGUAACAAAGUGGCAUUUUCUUACUGGGGAGGGGAAAGGAUCUUAUUGCACUUGGGCUAUUCAGAAUGUAGAAAGGACAUAUUUGAAGAAAUAUCUAUUUGAGCACUGAUUUACUAUGUAAAAAGCAAAACCUCUCUGUCCUAAACUAAUGGAAGUGAUUCUCCCGCGCUCAUGUGUAAUGGUUUUAACGUUACUCACUGGAGAGAUUGGACUUUCUGGAGUUAUUUAACCACUAUGUUCAGUAUUU
Molecule: messenger RNA, 8003 nt
Organism: Condylura cristata (star-nosed mole)
Lineage: Eukaryota; Metazoa; Chordata; Mammalia; Eulipotyphla; Talpidae
Gene: LRP4
Product: low density lipoprotein receptor-related protein 4
Exons: 39
Coding region: 1-5979 (1992 amino acids)
Molecular function (GO): protein binding; calcium ion binding
Source: RefSeq, a predicted model, not a curated record